Medicago truncatula (barrel medic) is the source of this 1026-nucleotide messenger RNA. Its product is annotated as ethylene-responsive transcription factor WIN1. The transcript has 2 exons. The record is from RefSeq and is a predicted model, not a curated record. NCBI's taxonomy places the organism in Eukaryota, Viridiplantae, Streptophyta, Magnoliopsida, Fabales, Fabaceae. Gene Ontology annotation, molecular function: DNA-binding transcription factor activity; DNA binding. Bases 174 to 818 code for a protein of 214 amino acids. Gene Ontology annotation, biological process: regulation of DNA-templated transcription.
AAUAGUUUGUUGUACUGGCUAAACUUUGAGUUAAUCUUUUAGUUCGAUCGCCGACAGUGUACGUACACUUAAUCAGUCACUUGCCUCCAUCCCUUUAUAUCUAACUAUUCUGUUCCCUCUGAACUUUGUCCUUCCAUAUCUCUUUGCAGUGCACAACAACCCACUUUGCAAUCAUGGUUCAAUCAAAGAAGUUCAGAGGUGUCAGGCAACGACAUUGGGGUUCUUGGGUUUCAGAGAUUCGUCACCCACUUUUGAAGAGAAGGGUGUGGCUAGGAACAUUUGAAACAGCAGAAGAAGCAGCAAGAGCAUAUGAUCAAGCUGCGAUUUUAAUGAGUGGUAGAAAUGCCAAAACAAAUUUCCCAAUAACACAAACUUCUGAAGGUGAUCCAAAAAGCAUUACAAGUAAUGAGAACAAACCUUCAACUUCAAAGGAUCUAGAAGAAAUUUUACAUGCAAAACUUCGAAAAUGUAGCAAGGUACCAUCUCCUUCCAUGACUUGUUUAAGGCUUGACACAGAGAACUCUCACAUUGGUGUGUGGCAAAAGCGUGCUGGGAAGUGUUCUGAAUCAAAUUGGGUUAUGACUGUUCAGCUUGGGAAAAAGAUGAGUGUAACCCAAGAUAGUGGUAGUAGCAGUAGUAGUGUGGCACCUUCAUCGGCGGUCGCAACCGAAGAGGAAAUUGUGCGAGGAGAGAUUGAUGAAGAAGAUAGAAUUGCACUUCAAAUGAUAGAGGAACUUCUUAAUGACAAGAACUGUCCUAGCCCAUCAAUUAACAAUAUUAAGCAAGGGGAUGAUAUUGAUAACAGCUUUUUUCUUUAAAAUAGUCGUUACUUAUUGAUCUCUAUAUUAUAUAGUAUUCACGUGUUAAUUAAUUUAAUCUCUCUUUUAUCAAGUUCAUUAUUUGGGAGAAAAAAAUAAGUUUGUAGACUAUAAGUCUACAUGUAAUGGGUGGGUUUCCAUCAUUUCUACCAUAUUGUAUAAGUAUAACGUAUUUAUUAAUUUUUUAAAAAUCUCUUUUAAGCUGUAA